Mus pahari (shrew mouse) is the source of this 1825-nucleotide messenger RNA. It is a transcript of the gene P2ry6, whose product is annotated as pyrimidinergic receptor P2Y6. The transcript has 3 exons. Gene Ontology annotation, biological process: G protein-coupled receptor signaling pathway; cellular response to pyrimidine ribonucleotide. Gene Ontology annotation, cellular component: plasma membrane. Gene Ontology annotation, molecular function: G protein-coupled UTP receptor activity; G protein-coupled UDP receptor activity; G protein-coupled ADP receptor activity. Bases 381 to 1367 code for a protein of 328 amino acids. The record is from RefSeq and is a predicted model, not a curated record. NCBI's taxonomy places the organism in Eukaryota, Metazoa, Chordata, Mammalia, Rodentia, Muridae.
AGUUACCUCAUCUGCCACCUCCCAGACUCCUGCACUCUGUGGCACGAGAACUGCCUGGUGGCGGGGGCUGCUUCGGGGGUCUAACUUGCUCCAGUUCUCGUGGCUUGCAGGCGGUUGCUGUGUCAGAGGGAGUUUUCAGAUAAACAUGGCUUUCCAAGGUGGAAUGCAGGCUGGGGACGUUGGUGCUUCCCUCCGUGAGCUCUGCGUGUGUGUGCACUGUCCACAGGGAUAAACUGAGAGCCACCAGAGCUCUCUCUCUGACCUGGACCCAACCUGCUUUGAAAACAACGAGAAACACCAAAUCUGGCACUUCCUCCUAAAACAUCUUCCAUCUUGCACGAGGCAGACUCUCCGAACAUUGGAAUAGCAGACCUGAAGUUAUGGAAUGGGACAAUGGCACUGUCCAGGCUCCAGGCUUGCCGCCCACAACCUGCGUCUACCGUGAGGAUUUCAAGCGACUACUGCUACCCCCGGUAUACUCGGUGGUGCUGGUGGUCGGCCUGCCUCUGAACAUCUGCGUCAUUGCCCAGAUCUGCGCAUCCCGCCGGACCCUGACCCGUUCCGCUGUGUACACCCUGAACCUGGCACUGGCGGACCUACUGUAUGCCUGUUCACUGCCCCUACUUAUCUAUAACUACGCCAGAGGCGACCACUGGCCCUUCGGAGACCUCGCUUGCCGCUUUGUACGCUUCCUCUUCUAUGCCAACCUACACGGCAGCAUCCUGUUCCUCACCUGCAUUAGCUUCCAGCGCUACCUGGGCAUCUGCCACCCCCUGGCUUCCUGGCACAAGCGUGGAGGUCGCCGUGCUGCUUGGGUGGUAUGUGGAGUCGUGUGGCUGGCUGUGACAGCUCAGUGCCUGCCCACGGCAGUCUUUGCCGCCACGGGCAUCCAGCGCAACCGUACUGUCUGCUACGACCUGAGCCCACCCAUUCUGUCUACCCGCUACCUGCCCUAUGGUAUGUCCCUCACGGUGGUCGGCUUCUUGUUGCCCUUCAUAGCCUUACUGGCUUGUUAUUGUCGCAUGGCCCGCCGCUUGUGUCGUCAGGAUGGCCCAGCAGGUCCUGUGGCCCAAGAGCGGCGCAGCAAGGCGGCUCGUAUGGCUGUGGUGGUGGCAGCUGUCUUUGUCAUCAGCUUCUUACCUUUCCAUAUCACCAAGACAGCCUACUUGGCUGUGCGCUCCACACCCGGUGUCUCUUGCCCUGUACUGGAGACCUUCGCUGCUGCCUACAAAGGCACUCGGCCCUUCGCCAGUGCCAACAGUGUUCUGGACCCCAUUCUCUUCUACUUCACACAACAGAAGUUCCGGCGGCAACCCCACGAUCUCCUACAGAAGCUCACAGCCAAGUGGCAGAGGCAGAGAGUCUGAGGCCCCAGGGGAGGCCCUGGGGCACUAGCUGCACUGUGUUUGUCACUGGGGCCAUGGUGCCUGAAACUUUCUCCCCAAACCAUAUAGAGAAGCAAAACUUGGCUCAACAUGCCUGAGCCUCCAGAAUUUCCACACCAACCACAAAACUAAGACACCUGUGUUUUGGUGACUGGUCGAUUCAUGCUUUUUACAUUCAGAACUCAGGAUGUUGUGACAAGAUAACAAGUUCUGGUCCAGCUUUGUCUACACAGUGAAACCCCACUGUGAAACCCCCGUCUCAGACAAUCAAGGGUCUGCUAGACAUCUCAGGAUGUGCUAGGCCCUGGAAUAGGAAUGCAGAUUCCAACAAAGGUCUUCUCUGCCUCCCUCUUCUUAUGUUUACAGGGUGGAGGGGACUGCUGGUGCACUUGUCAUGUGAGGGUAAGGUCCCUUCUGUACAAGAGCCGGGAAAGCUCACG